This is a messenger RNA of Tarenaya hassleriana, 2377 nucleotides long. Its product is annotated as dolichol kinase EVAN. Gene Ontology annotation, biological process: dolichyl monophosphate biosynthetic process. Lineage: Eukaryota; Viridiplantae; Streptophyta; Magnoliopsida; Brassicales; Cleomaceae. Gene Ontology annotation, cellular component: endoplasmic reticulum membrane. The record is from RefSeq and is a predicted model, not a curated record. The transcript is spliced from 14 exons. Bases 137 to 1891 code for a protein of 584 amino acids. Gene Ontology annotation, molecular function: dolichol kinase activity.
CAUACGCGUAGAAGAGGAGCGAGCCAAAUCCCGUGAGAUGUGGGACCCGACUGCCCCCUGGUAUGGUUUGGCGUAAGGCCCAACAAACUCAAAUCCACCGCCGCGUUUUCUACUCAAAGGCGACGACGGAGUCAAGAUGGCCGGCGAUUCAUCCUCGGCGGAGACGGAGCCGCCGGUUAACCGGACGGCAUCGUUGCUCACGGGAGAGAGAGCAGUGGUGGGGCUCGUUUUGGCUCGCGUCCUCUUCUCUCUCCCUCUCUCCCUCCUCUCCCAUGGCGUCUCCCUCCUCCUCCUCUCCCUCUCCGCCUUCCUCCUCGAGAUCCGAGCCGAGACGUUGCCGUUUCUUCUCUCUCGUUUCGCCUCCAGGCGAGGUGCAACAUCGGGGAUAUUGCUUGGUGCAGUAACACUUCCUGCUGUUAUGAUAUCUAAGUUGAUACAGCUUACAAGGGCUUUGUCGAUGCAUGAAGCUGAACAGGAAGAGUUUGAACAUGUCACCAUGCAAUAUUGGGCGACAUCGGCUAGCUGUUGUGCCAUUCUUAUAUUUCUGUCAGUAAUUAUGUCGAAAUCAUCCAGAAGCCAGCCUUCUUCAUCAUGUGUUUGGGUUACAAGGGUUAGCUUAAGUGCCACGGUUUUGUACGGAGCAUCAUGUUUCAUUUCACUUUCCAUGAUAUCACACACUGGUUUGAACACGGCGUUAAAGUUGUUGUGGAUGUUAUUCCAUGGCCUGGCAGCCGUGAAGUUAAUUCAACAUUUACUUCGCACCUUCCCAUCUUGUGCUUCAAUGGGUGAAGCGCUUCUGAUGACCAGUGGCCUUGUUCUCUAUUUUGGCGACCUUUUGGCAUGCACAAUUGCAAAGAUUUUCGAGAAAUUGGUACCUGUGGAUCUGGUUUCCAUAAGCUACGGGAUGAAGAGAACAGAAAUCGGCAUAAUUGUUCAGGGUUUGCUGCUGGGACUUCUACUUUUUCCGAUGUUCUUUAAAUUGAUUAUGCACACAUAUAAAAGUUCGUUGAGAAAGAAAGAUUCUCAACAAAGAAAUCCGAGUGAGAUUGAGAAAUCUGCUAUAUUCAUUGUCUCCCUUGGAUUUAUCAUGGCCGUGGUUGCUCCUUCAUGGAUGCAGUUUGUACAUGAUUUUCACCAGCAUCCCUUCUUAUGGGUGUUCACAUUUGUCUUCUCUGAACCGUUGAAGAGGCUAACACUGUGUAUCUACUGGGUUCUAUUGAUUAUCGCGUCUGUCUGGAGGUUCUAUAACAUCUCAAGGAAUAGCAAGAUUGAGAGAAUCUUGCUUCGGAAGUACUACCAUCUGAUGGCUGUAUUGAUGUUCUUGCCAGCUCUUGUAUUACAGCCUAAAUUUCUGGAUCUAGCCUUUGGUGUAGCGUUGGCGGUAUUCUUGGCGUUGGAGAUAAUCCGAGUGUGGAGGAUUUGGCCGCUGGGAAAACCUUUACACCAGUUCAUGAAUGCUUUCACGGACCAUCGUGACUCUGAUAUCCUGAUCGUAAGCCACUUUUCGCUGUUGAUGGGAUGUGCACUUCCGAUAUGGAUGUCGUCUGGGUUCAAUGAUCGACCGUUGUCCCCAUUUGCUGGAAUCCUGAGCCUGGGGAUUGGGGAUACAAUGGCAUCGGUGGUGGGUCACAAAUACGGGGUGCUGAGAUGGAGCAAGACAGGAAAGAAAACAGUGGAAGGGACAGCAGCAGGGAUAACAUCGGUGAUGGCAGUGUGUUUUGUUUUGGUUCCUGUUCUUGCUUCCACCGGUUUCUAUAUCCUCACCACCCAGGAGGAGAAAUGGGUGUCACUGCUGGUGGCGGUUACAGGUAGCGGUAUGCUGGAGGCUUACACUGCCCAGCUGGACAACGCCUUCAUCCCCCUCGUCUUCUACUCCCUCCUCUGCCUGUAGUUGUACACUCUCCCUGGAAAUAAACGUGUAGCCUUCCCCCAAAAAAAAAAACAGACACGGGUGUCGUUCCUUCAAAGUUAGUCAUGUAAAUAGAUAAAUGGAACACACACACACAACACAACCAAUCACUUAGAAUAAUGAUGUACCACCAGCACCAGAAAUUUCCUAGCCAACCAACUCACACCCUCUUUUCUAACUCCGAUAACAAAAGUAGAAUUCUGUCGAUCGCAACGGAAGGCGUCGCCUGAAAGAAAGUGAAAUCUGUCCCAACAAAAGACCUAAAAGAGCCUACUCUGAAAUUAAUUAGGCUAUGAAAUUGUUUUCCCCAAUAUAUUAUUACGAUAUAAUCGUCGUCGUCGUCGCCGUCAACUUGGCUUAUAUAACGUAUCCCUACAAAUACCAAAAUAACUCUGCCUCAAGUGCCUCUGCAUCUCCGACUCAGGCCGAAGGAGAGAGCUCUCAGGGGAAAGGCCAAAUUAAAAUUAC